AUGGACCUAGACGGCGACAGGCCAAAACUACACCAUAAUGCAUAUACAGUGGGUUGGGUCUGUGCCCUCACCAAAGAAUUCACAGCGGCAUGUACAAUGCUAGACAAGUUCCACGAAGAUCUCGACACACCAGCCAGCGACGACAACAGCUACUUCCUCGGGAGCAUCGGUCCUCAUAACGUGGUCAUCGCCUGUUUGCCAGAAGGGUUAAUGGGUACCACCCCUGCCGCCACGGUCGCAGUUCGGAUGUUUUCCACCUUUACAAAAUUAAGGUUUUGUCUCCUGGUUGGGAUCGGAGGCGGGGUACCUAGUCCGGAGCAUGAUAUUAGACUAGGGGAUAUCGUAGUCAGUGUACCCGCGGGUCAACAUGGUGGUGUGGUACAAUGGGACUAUGGAAAAAGCGAAGAUGGAGGGAAAUUCCGACGUACGGGGACGCUGAAUAGACCGCCUGCUGUUCUAACCGGUGCUGUUGCAAAGCUUGAGACACUUCAUAACCUGGGGAGGAAGAAAUUCCCUAGAUAUUUAAAGGAGAUUCAAGAGAAAUUUCCCGAGGGCACUUUGGCAUCCUAUGCUCACGAAGCUUCGAUGGAAGAUACCUUAUUCGAGGCGAAUUACUCACACAUCCCCGGAAAUCCAUCGUGUGACCAAUGCGAUCCCUCCAAAGCGGUUAGAUAUAGAAAAAAUCGACCGGGCUCUGGUCUCAAUGUCGUCCAUCGAGGUGUGAUCGCAUCCGGAAACCAGGUUGUUAAGGAUGCGAUGAAAAGGGAGGAGAUUAGACAAUGUAUUGGCGAUAUUCUUUGCAUAGAAAUGGAAGCAGCAGGCUUGAUGGGUGAAUUUCCGUGCAUUGUUAUCAGAGGCAUUUGCGAUUAUUCCGACUCUCAUAAAAACAAAGGGUGGCAGGAGUUUGCGGCAGCGUCUGCCGCUGCUUAUGCUAAAGAGCUGCUUACUGUUAUAACGCGAGGCGAGACGGACAGCUUAACUGCGGCCAGUGAGAUAAUUAUUCAGAACCUCGAAAAAUGUGUCACGAAAGCCCAUCAGAAUAGCGAUGAAAUCAAGGCGCAAAAUUCGUGCUUACAAUCUCUCCGGACAACCACUUAUGAGAACUUCAAAGAUAUAAACCCCAAUUGCGCUCCAGGUACUUGUCAAUGGUUCCUACGACACAAACGGUACCAACAAUGGGUAAAUAGUAGAGAUUCCAGCCUGCUAUGGGUCACAGCCGAUCCCGGCUGCGGAAAAUCCGUGCUAUCAAGGAAACUGGUAGACGGCGAAUUGAGAAGUAAAGAGAAUCUCAAAUACGGCUAUUUCUUCUUCAAAAACCAAUAUAGGGAGCAACGAAGUCCGGAAAAUGCUCUCAGUGCCAUUUUACAUCAAAUUCUAUCCCAGGACAAAUCCUUGAUGAAGCAUGCCAUGCCCGAAUUCGCUAAGGACGGGGCGAAGCUACCUUCCUGUUUUCAAAGUAUGUGGAGGAUUCUGCUGAGAAUAGCUGCGGAUCCAAAUGCUGGGGAGAUCGUAUGCGUCCUGGAUGCUCUGGAUGAAUGUGAAGAAUCUGGCAAAGAGAAGUUGAUAACCCAUCUCAAGGAAUUUUAUAAUAGCAACGACCUCGUGCGCCGUACCAAACUGAAGUUUCUGGUUACAAGUCGGCCUUACAUCGAACUCGAAUGGCAAUUCAUGAGUUUCAAUCAAUACUCUACCGAAGUACGAUUAGCAGGAGAAAAUCAACUAGAAGCUCAGGCUAUUUCAGAGGAAAUUGGACUCGUUAUCGAAGAAAGAUUGAAGGAAGUCCGUAGCCACUUGCCUUCAGAUAACCCGGCUUUGUACGAGUACCUGAGGGAGUCGAUUUCCAAUAUUCCUCAUCGGACAUACCUAUGGGUAGCUCUCGUGUUCGAUUUCAUCUCCCAGUCAGUGAAAGUCGGCACUAAAACACAGCUACGCCAUCUAAUCGAUAAUAUUCCUCCAACGCUUGAUGCUGCCUAUGAGGCGAUUUUAAAUCGGAGCCCGAAUAAAGUCGAGGCCGAGUUGAUUCUCGAAUUGACUAUCGCUGCCACCAGGCCUCUAACCUUACGAGAAAUGAAUAUCGCCAUAGAACUCGAAUCUCAAGAAUCACAGGAACAACUUGAUUUGGAAUCAGACAGCUCGUUCACCCAACGGGUGAGAAACGUGUGCGGCCUCUUCGUCACGGUUAUAGACGAUAAAAUCUUUCUCAUCCAUCAAACAGCGAAAGAUUUCUUAUUGUCUAAUGCCGAUACUAGCACCGACAUAAAGAAUAAAGAUUGGAAGCACUCAAUCCACCCAGAACUUUCAAAUCUAGCCCUUGCCAGAAAAUGCAUAUCGUAUCUUCGAUUAUCAAACUUUGUUGACGACCCACUAGUCCUACCACCACUCAGCAGCGAUACUUUUCCUUUACAGGGCAUCCUCCAAGAAUACGCAACCAAAUAUCCGUUCCUGGAUUACGCCGCAAGAUUCUGGCCAUUUCACUUCAACAAAUCCAACAUUUCGGAUCCAGGAGAUCCAGUGUUAGAAGCCGCCAUUUCCCUGUGUAACCUCGAGUCCGAGGUAAAUUUAACAUGGUUCCAAGUUUAUUGGACGAUUGGGAUCAACCGAGCCGGCAGAUGCCAUCAAGAAUACACGAACUUCGAGUUAGUAAGUUUCCUCGGAUUAUCGACGUUGGUAAAACAGCUGUUAGGGAAUGGAAGCAACGAUAUCGAUGCAUCUGCUUCGGACACACUAGGGAUGACCCACCUGAUGAUAGCAGCCCAAGCAGGUAGCAUCGGAGUGAUUAAACUACUCCUUAGCCAACCCGGCGCCAAUCCUAAUUUUCGAAGCAAAAAGGACGGAUGUACAGCGCUCUACUGGGCAAUAAGAGUAGGAGGUCCGCAAGCAGCACAACUACUACUCGAAGAAGUUCCUGAUAUAGAAGUUAAUAUCAAAGACAUGAAAUUUAAUCGACCUUUGCUAUCAUGGGCAACGAUUAAAGAACAAGAGACGGUAGUGCGCUUGAUGCUACGUUCUAAAGAUAUUCAACCAGACGCUAUUUGUAACAGCGGUCGAACAGCUCUCUCAUGGGCGGCCGUAAGCGGGUACACGGAGAUUACUAAAAUGUUGUCGAGAAGAUCCGAUGUUGAUCUAAACGCAAAGGAUUCCUACCACGGCCGUACUCCCUUGAUAUGGGCUGCCGAGAAAGGACAUCUAGCGGUAGUCGAGGUACUACUCAAGAAUCCUCGAACAAAUCCAGACAUGAGAGACUCCAAAUACAACCGAGCCGCACUCUCAUGGGCGGCAGAAGGUGGCCACGAACAGAUAGUCAAAUCGCUCCUCCGGAAUAAAAAAGUCAACAUCAACUCUCAAUCAAAAAACGGAGAAACCGCACUGUCUUUCGCAAUAAGACAUGGCCGAACAGAUAUUAUGCAAUAUUUACUCCAAAACCAGGCAGAAGGUAUAGACCUCCAAGACACCGAGUUUGGAAGAACGCCACUAUCGUGGGCGGCAGGGCUGGGACAUGAACAUAUCGUGAGAAUCCUAUUAGAGCAUCACGAGGUGAACGUGGAAUCCAGGUGCAACAAAUAUGGAAGGACUCCACUCUUAUGGGCAGCCAUCGGCGGGCAUAAAACCAUCGUCGAACAGUUACUAACAGCCGGUAGAGCCAACCCUACGGCCAAAGACUCCAAAUCCGAGCAAACCGCAUUAUCCCUAGCAGCUGAAAUGGGACAUAUUGAGACUAUAAAAACGAUCCUAACAACAUCCCCAGAUACAGCUGCUAGCGCAAUCGAUAACCAAGGAUUCACCCCACUAAUGAGAGCAGCUAAUAGCGGCUACGGGAGCGUGGUAAAAUACCUACUCGACCAGACUCACAUUGACCCAAACGCAUACGAUCUCAGACACAAGCGCACCGCAUUAUGUUGGGCAGCUAUGAGAGGUCAUGCGGAAGUAGUUCAGAUUCUACUAGACCACGGCAGCUCCGAUGUUAGUCAUAGAUCCAAAUGUGGGAAGACAGCUCGAAUGCUGGCAAGUGAAUCAGGAUAUAAAAUUCUUUCGGAAGAUAUUGCUAGCUAUGAAUCUAUUCGGCAAGAUAGAGAUCCUCGACAAGGGCAGAAGAGACUCCGGGACUUGGAAGACAAUAAUACCCAAACUCUUGCAAAGCGGUUGCAUAUUUGA
This is a messenger RNA of Orbilia oligospora ATCC 24927, 4152 nucleotides long. RefSeq lists its product as uncharacterized. Gene Ontology annotation, molecular function: protein binding; catalytic activity. The record is from RefSeq and is a predicted model, not a curated record. NCBI's taxonomy places the organism in Eukaryota, Fungi, Ascomycota, Orbiliomycetes, Orbiliales, Orbiliaceae. The transcript has 2 exons. Gene Ontology annotation, biological process: nucleoside metabolic process. Bases 1 to 4152 code for a protein of 1383 amino acids.